AUGGGUUCUAGUGCUCUUUCUUCUCCUCCCGUCACCCAAUUGUUCCAAUCACUCGAGCAGAGCGGAGUUCAGUUAAGUUCAACUCAAGACGAUGUUGAUGAUCUUAUGGUGAAAGCAAUAUUGGCGUUGAGGACAUGCUUGGUGGAAAUUGAGAAGGCUUAUAAUCUGAUGGAUAAUUUCAAAACAAGAUACCUGUCACUUCUCCGACGAACAGUCUGCCAUGAAGCUCUUGUUGGUAACAGUGGCGACAGUGACGAUGAACUCUCUGACAACCCACUUCUCCCAGUUCUUGGACUAGCUGGCGUUGAUAUUCAAGCAGCUCAGGCCAAAGCUAUGGAGUCAGCGCUUGCAGCAAUGCAAUCUGGUGGUGGAUUCCCAAUGCCUAUGCAAUUCAACCCUCAACCGUUUACCAUAGCACAAAUUGAGAGAAAUUUAGAGUUUUUGAAACAAUGCGGCUUUCCAACUCCCAACCUGCCAUCAGAUUUCUUCAAACAUCUUUCUGAAAAGUCACCGGAGAAAAGUGAAGAAGAAAAAUCACACAGACCAGGAACACCACAGUCGCCAAGUUCCGCGGAUUGA
Molecule: messenger RNA, 579 nt
Organism: Caenorhabditis remanei
Lineage: Eukaryota; Metazoa; Nematoda; Chromadorea; Rhabditida; Rhabditidae
Exons: 4
Coding region: 1-579 (192 amino acids)
Source: RefSeq, a predicted model, not a curated record